AUGGGUUACGAAGAUAAAUUAGUGGCUCCUGCUUUAAAGUUUAGAAACUUUUUGGACAAGACUCCAAAUAUCUAUAAUGUUUUUGUUAUUGCUCUGAUUUCAUGUAUCUCCGGGUUGAUGUUUGGUAUUGAUAUCUCAUCUAUGUCUUUAUUUAUUGGGGAUGACAAAUACAUUAAAUACUUCCAUAAACCUAGCACAACCAUGCAAUCGUUUAUUACUUCGGCUAUGUCUUUGGGUUCAUUUUUUGGAUCAAUAUGUUCUUCUUUUGUGUCCGAACCAUUUGGCAGAAGAUCAUCGUUAAUGGUAUGUGGGUUUUUCUGGUGUGUUGGUGCUGCUAUUCAAUCAUCUGCUCAAAAUCAAGCGCAAUUGAUUAUCGGCCGUUUUAUUUCUGGUUUUGGUGUUGGUUUCGGUUCAUCAGUUGCUCCAGUUUAUGGAUCUGAAUUAGCUCCUAGAAAGAUCAGAGGUUUAAUUGGGGGUCUUUUUCAAUUCUCUGUCACUUUGGGUAUCUUAAUCAUGUUCUAUAUCUGUUAUGGUUUGAAUUUUAUUAACGGUGUCGCAUCCUUCAGAGUUGCUUGGGGUUUACAAAUCAUACCAGGUUUAGUUUUGAUCCUUGGUUGUUUCUUUAUUCCAGAAUCUCCUAGAUGGUUAGCUAAACAAGGUUACUGGGAAGAUGCUGAAUAUGUUGUUGCCAAGAUCCAAGCUAAGGGUAACAGAGAAGAUCCAGAUGUUUUAAUUGAAAUGUCUGAAAUUAAGGAACAAAUUAUGUUAGAUGAACACAUCAAGGCUUUCACAUAUGCUGAUUUGUUCACUAAGAAGUAUAUAUUGAGAACUGUUACUGCUUGUUGGGCUCAAGCCUGGCAACAAUUAACCGGUAUGAAUACUUUGAUGUAUUAUAUUGUUUAUGUUUUCCAAAUGGCCGGUUACGAAGGUGAUGCUAAUUUGGUUGCUAGUUCCAUUCAAUACUGUCUUAACACUGGUAUGACCAUUCCCGCAUUAUACUUCAUGGAUAAGCUUGGUAGAAGACCAGUUUUAUUAACUGGGGCUGCAUUCAUGAUGGCUUGGCAAUUCGCCGUUGGUGGAUUAUUGGCAACUUACAGUGUUGAUAACCCUAUCAGUGAAACCGUCAGAAUUCAAAUUCCAGAAGAACAUGGCAAGGCCGCCAAAGCUGUCAUUGCUUGCUGUUAUUUAUUCGUUGUUUCUUUCGCUUGUAGUUGGGGUGUUUGUAUUUGGGUUUACUGUGCUGAAGUCUGGGGUGAUAGUGCUUCAAGACAAAGAGGUGCUGCUCUUACCACUUCUGUUAAUUGGAUUUUCAAUUUCGCCAUUGCUAUGUUCACUCCAAGUGCUUUCAAGAACAUUACUUGGAAGACUUACAUGGUCUUCGCUACAUUCUGUGGUUGUAUGUUUAUCCAUGUCUUCUUCUUCUUCCCAGAAACUAAGGGUAAGAGAUUGGAAGAAAUUGGUCAAAUGUGGGCCGAAGGUGUACCAGCUUGGAAGUCUGCUUCUUGGCAACCAUCUAUUCCAAUCGUGUCCGAUAAUGAAUUACAUAACAAGAUGAAGAUUGACCAUAAUGAAGAUAACUUAUUAAAUUCUUCUUCACAUUCUGAAGUAUCCCAAGAGAAGGGCGAUACUUCUCACAUGACUUAA
This is a messenger RNA of Debaryomyces hansenii CBS767, 1644 nucleotides long. It is a transcript of the gene HGT2, whose product is annotated as Hgt2p. Lineage: Eukaryota; Fungi; Ascomycota; Pichiomycetes; Serinales; Debaryomycetaceae. The transcript has a single exon. The record is from RefSeq and is a predicted model, not a curated record. Gene Ontology annotation, cellular component: membrane. The coding region runs from base 1 to 1644 and encodes 547 amino acids. Gene Ontology annotation, molecular function: carbohydrate:proton symporter activity. Gene Ontology annotation, biological process: transmembrane transport; carbohydrate transport.